This is a messenger RNA of Pristis pectinata (smalltooth sawfish), 1990 nucleotides long. RefSeq names its product cytosolic non-specific dipeptidase-like. Lineage: Eukaryota; Metazoa; Chordata; Chondrichthyes; Rhinopristiformes; Pristidae. Gene Ontology annotation, molecular function: metallodipeptidase activity. The record is from RefSeq and is a predicted model, not a curated record. The transcript has 11 exons. The coding region runs from base 121 to 1545 and encodes 474 amino acids. Gene Ontology annotation, biological process: proteolysis. Gene Ontology annotation, cellular component: cytosol.
GACGGGCGGAGCUUCAGGAUUUCCAAGCCUUUAAUAUCAGUCAGUUGCAGAGUUAAAAGCAUUAUUCAGCAUAACUUUUUUGGCUUUCAGAACCACUGCUGCAGUCUGCUCACCAGGACAAUGGCAUAUCUCCCAAAACUUUUCAAGUACAUAGAUGACAAUCAAGAAUUGUAUGUAAAACGCCUUGCAGAAUGGGUGGCAAUACAGAGUGUGUCCGGAUUUCCAGAGAUGAGAAGCGAAACUAUAAAAAUGGUGGAGUUCGUCGGCAAAGAGAUAGAAAAACUGGGUGGGUCAGUAGAGCUGGCUAAUAUUGGACAACAAACGCUGCCUGAUGGAAGAAAUAUUCCUCUUCCUCCAGUCCUAUUGGCCACACUAGGCAACGACCCAGCAAAGAAGACCUUGUGCAUCUAUGGACAUCUGGAUGUUCAGCCUGCUCAGAUCGAGGAUGGUUGGGAUUCUGAGCCCUUCAAGCUGGUGGAAAAAGAUGGAAAAUUAUAUGGAAGAGGUUCCACUGACGACAAAGGACCAGUGUUGGCAUGGCUGAAUUGUAUUGAAGCUCUUCAAAAACUAAAUCAGGAAAUUCCAGUUAAUAUCAAGUUCUGCUUGGAAGGAAUGGAGGAGACUGGGUCAGAAGGUCUUGAUGACCUGGUGUUUGGCCGCAAGGACACAUUCUUCAAGGGUGUGGAUUUCGUCUGCAUUUCUGAUAACAACUGGCUGGGCAGGAAGAAACCCUGUAUAACGUAUGGUCUCCGAGGCAUCGCCUUCUUCUUAGUGGAGGUUGAAUGUGCCAAUAGGGAUCUGCACUCUGGUAUCUUUGGUGGUACAGUGCACGAAGCAAUGACUGACCUGAUUUAUUUACUGGGCAAAUUGGUGGACAGAAAGGGAAAGAUCCUUGUUCCUGGUAUUUAUGAAUCAGUGGCACCACUUACAGAGGAGGAAAAGAAUUUGUAUGACAAAAUAGACUUUGAUAUUGAAGAGUACUGCAAGGAUGUGGGCACCUGUCAGCUGUUGCACAGCACAGAGGAACAAAUUCUGAUGCACCAAUGGCGAUAUCCAUCCUUGUCAUUACAUGGAAUUGAGGGGGCCUUUGCUGGUACAGGAACUAAAACAGUCAUUCCCAAGAAUGUUAGUGGAAAAUUUUCUAUUCGACUAGUGCCCAACAUGGAUCCAAAAGUGGUUGAGAAGCAGGUUGUGGAUUACAUCCAAAAGAUAUUUUCUGAGUAUGGAAGCCCAAACAAAAUGAAGGUGUUCAUGAAUCAUGGUGCUAAGGCUUGGCUGUCAGACUAUAACCACCCCCACUAUAGAGCUGGCAGGGAUGCAAUAAAAACAGUGUUUGGAGUUGAACCAGAUAUGAUCAGAGAAGGUGGAAGCAUCCCAAUUACCUUGACAUUACAGGAAGCUACGGGAAAAAGUGUUAUGUUACUGCCAAUUGGAGCAGCAGAUGAUGGCGCUCACUCCCAGAAUGAGAAGAUCAACCGAGCCAACUAUAUUCAGGGUAUCAAGGUGCUGGGUGCUUACUUCCAUGAAAUUUCUUGUUUGAAGUGACAACAGUUCUGGAUUGAUGAAUUGUUGAAGUGCUUUGCAAAACUCUACAUCCAAAAAGAUUCACUUAAUCAUAUACUGUACGGAGACAUAAUUAGAAACAAUGAUUUGUUGCUGAAGAAGGUAGAUCGUGUAAUUAAAAUAUAAAUAUUAAAGAUAUCAGCUUUGUUUCUUGAUUGUAAUGUAAAUUUUGAAUAUGUAUACUGUACAACCAAUUCUGUUGAAGCAUUCCUGUUAAAGUUGACCUCUACUGCCUGGAGAGUUGGUGAAAGCAGAUUCUGCAAUAUAUUCUGCAAAGGAAUUGGAUAAGUACUUGAAAUGUAAAAAAUUUGAAGGACUGUAGGGGUAGACUUCGACAAAUUGGGUAGCCUCCUCCUAACCCUUUUAUUCUGUGAUUCAAUAAAAAUGGACGUGAAUUGAAAAUACAUGAAAAAUAAAUGUGGUGGAU